CCCCCAUCUCUUAGAAAAAUGGCUUCUGGCUUUGGCGCGUUUGGCGGCCGAGGACGCUGCUUUCCAUUGUGGAGCGACUUUGUCGACUGCGCGCGCGACGCCACCCAGCCGAUGCAGUGCGCUGCCCAGACCGAGGACUACCUCGAGUGUCUGCACCACGUCAAGCAGGGUCGCCGUGAUCGUGCCAUCGAGGCCGAGCGCAAGAAGCAAGCCGCCAAUCCACCAACUCAUGCUGCUGCAGCUCCGCCAGCACACUGAUUUCUGAUUGAUUCUGAUUGAAGUGCCGCUGCUGCUGGGGGCCCGUUCCUGUGUGCAACAAAACAAGCAAAAUUUCAACCAACCAGUGUUGCUUUUGCCUGAAAAUGACGCGUGUGGUGUCAACAGAGAAAAAAAAAAUAUCAAAAAAUACAUUGCAAAUAAUCCUUCCUUCCUUC
Messenger RNA from Capsaspora owczarzaki ATCC 30864, 434 nucleotides. RefSeq lists its product as hypothetical. Bases 19 to 258 code for a protein of 79 amino acids. The transcript has 2 exons. The record is from RefSeq and is a predicted model, not a curated record. NCBI's taxonomy places the organism in Eukaryota, Filasterea, Ministeriida, Capsasporidae. Gene Ontology annotation, biological process: mitochondrial respiratory chain complex I assembly.